Messenger RNA from Mytilinidion resinicola, 1318 nucleotides. RefSeq lists its product as uncharacterized. The coding region runs from base 118 to 1110 and encodes 330 amino acids. The record is from RefSeq and is a predicted model, not a curated record. Lineage: Eukaryota; Fungi; Ascomycota; Dothideomycetes; Mytilinidiales; Mytilinidiaceae. The transcript has a single exon.
GUUCUAUAUCCCGUAUCGACCCCGCCAUCCAAUCACUUCCCAAUCGCAACUCCCUCAAGACAACAACACACUUCGUGAAUCUCUCCAUGUUCAGCCGCACCCAGAACUUCAGUCACCAUGCAGACUGACCUUAGGUCCCCUGCAUACUAUGACCCAGCCCUCUAUCCCAUAGGCAAAGGCCGGCACUUGCCCACCUCCUGGAUCUCCCAGGCUCUCAUUCCUCAACGUGUUCCCUCCCCACCCCCCUCAACUCCCUUCCGCAUCUUCGAUCUCCCCACCGAGCUGCGCCUCAAGAUCUUUCGCUAUGUCCUCCCGCACCACUGCGUCAUAGAGAUCGGUCCACGCACCCUCAAGCCCUACCUCGCCCGUUCCCCCCGCACGCCCUCCUGCAUGAUCCGCAUGCGCCUCACGCAGCUCCCGACCGACCUCAACGCGUCCCGCAACAUUCUCGCCGUGUGCAAGAGCUUCAGGGCUGAGGCCGGCGACAUCCUGUACGGCGAGAACACGUUCCGCUUCGUGGUCUCGCGCGACAUGCUCGGCGCGAACAACAUCGAGAACCCCUUCACCUGGGUGCCGGACGGCGUGCUGUCGCAGAUGCGGAAGUGCGAGAUCCUCAUUUCGGAAGUCCUCGAGCGGCCAGCCGUGUAUCGACGCGUGCGGCGGUGGUUGGAGCGCAUGGUGCAGCGGAUGGGUGAGGACUACGCGUUGCAGAGGCUGAAGGUGGAGCUGCUGAAGGGGAGAUUGGUGCCGUGGGGUCAUGCGUUCAAUAUGCGGGGCGGGACAGUACAGCGGUUCCGGCCGAGUGCAAGGGUGGAGGGGAGCAAUGGGUAUCAGUUCGUCCUGGAGCCGUUGGCGAGGCUGAGAGAGGUAAGGGACGUCAGGAUUCAAGGCCACGUUGAUGAGGGGUUCAAGGGAAUGAUUCAGGAGGUGAUGGGAAUGGAGAGGACCUGGGAUGGAUUGAAUGCGAGAGUCUAUCCGGAGAAGGUAGUGUUGCGGAAGAAGAAGGCAGGUGUGAAGAAGACAUACCAGAAGAUGUCUACGAAAAAGUUCUGGCAGCCGGAGUAUGAUUGGGGAGUCGUGGGCGAGGAUGAGAUCAUGUCGAGCGAUUAGGUGUUCGGGUUGCUUUGUCGAUGGUUUGAUGGCUAACCUGUCUCCUUGCGUGCUGUUUGUUGUCAUGAUACCCACCACUACCGGGGAGUCUCUGGUUCAUCAAACUGGGUUUGAAUUCCUUCUUCUAAUUGCUUCAAUAUCAAGUCUAUUCAAAACCAAACGUCUCACUACCUCCGAUCCAUUGUGUCUAGUAAUCCUCAUGUUCAAU